Hyla sarda is the source of this 4576-nucleotide messenger RNA. Its product is annotated as oocyte zinc finger protein XlCOF6-like. The transcript is spliced from 5 exons. The record is from RefSeq and is a predicted model, not a curated record. Gene Ontology annotation, biological process: regulation of immune system process; negative regulation of transcription by RNA polymerase II; regulation of cytokine production. The coding region runs from base 515 to 3016 and encodes 833 amino acids. NCBI's taxonomy places the organism in Eukaryota, Metazoa, Chordata, Amphibia, Anura, Hylidae.
UGAUGCACCAGAAACACCGGAGCCAGCAUCGGGCCUUUGUCCGGAGUGGAGAGGUAUAAGGGAUUGUGCGGCUUGUGGUCGGUACCUCAGUCCGUUGGAAGGAGGAGGGCUGCCGGUAUGGGGGUGUAGAGAUAUGCGGUUCGGCCGCUGAGGGGCGCUGCGCGUGUGUGGCCAUUGUGUUCUACGGAUGAAAGUGAUGUGGACGCCUCGUUCUAAAAUAAACCCAGCCGCUGCAGAACCUCUUUGAGCAUCUGGUGAUGGACAUGGAAUUCGUCCGUAUUUCAUUGUGUUAUCAAUGAAGAGUCAUCCUCCCUUAACCCGUUAAGUGCUGGUCCUUUUUUUUUUUUCUUCUUCUUCUCUGCCCUCUGGGUGUUAUGACGUCACUGCACAGUCACAUGACCUGGGCCCCUCUGGUGCUCUGACCUGCUGCAGGGAUUUGGACAGUAGGUUGUCAGCAAAUCCCAGAGACCCAGAGGUAAGACCAGAUUUUACAGACCUAUGUAAUUUAUGGACGAUGGAGAUGGAAAAGAAUCACAUGAUGGAGAGGAUCCUGAGCCUUGUCCUGGAGAUUGUCUAUUUGCUCAUCGAAGAGGAUUAUAUAAUUGUGAAGAAAUCUGGUGACAAUGUGGUGUACAAAAGAAGCACCCAGAGCCCUGACUUGGAGCAUGAUGAACCUUUAGAAAGGAACAAGAAAAACAAUAUGGUGGCAGAUCUCACCAACAAGGUCCUGCAGCUCCUGACUCUAGAGUCAAACAGUGACUUAAAUCAUGACAUGGAUUGUAAAGGUCAAAAGAGGGAUGAAGAGAAGAAAAAUGCUGGGGAUCAUCUCUCAGACACUGAGGGGUCAGUUGUUGUCAUGCCAGAAAUUCAACCCACCUCUGGGCCCCUGUGUUUUAAAACAGACAGGCUUGAUGAUGAUAUCCCUCAUAACAUCUCCAUGAUCAUUUGUCAAGAUAGCGCAACACAAACGGAGGCAACGAGCCCUAUUGAAGAUGGACUUCUGCCUGAAAUUUACAUACACGUUCCCAUUGACCAGACAGAAUAUUUAUCUGUUUGCAAGAGGGGGGGCACAUCCUCUAGUGACUCAGCAUUCAUUGCUAGUAACAUUUGUAAACCCUUGGUACAUACAGUGGUACAUGGACAUACCGAGGAGGAUUUAAUGGAUGGAUCUAUUGAUCCUAAACCCCCAUUGACCGAAUACAGAGUUAUUAAAAUUAAAGAGGAACCUGUUGAGUGGGAGGAAGAUGGAUCUAGAUUAGCUGAACUGCCUAUACAAAUUGAGCACCCACAGUCUCGACCUAAGUGCAACGUUUCUCUAUUUCCCGAAGGUGUAAUAGAACAUGAACAAACACCAUAUACAACCAUGCAAAUUAAGCAAGAGCCAGCCUCGGAGGAAGAGGGGUCUCGCAUACAGACUGGCAUAUCUGUAUCAGUAGAACAGUCACAAAGGCACUUUGUACUAGCCAAGAGUGCUGAAGAGAGUUUCAGGGCCAUAGAUAUCAAUACAGGCUCUGAUAAUUCCCAAAUAGAUUAUGGCUCUACUUUUAUAAAGGAGCAAUACUAUGAAGAUGACGGCAUGCAAACAAGUACUGAGGAUUUACCGGAUGCUCAGCUAUACCAGGAACCGUAUAUGGAGGAGAUUACAUAUGAAUACUAUUCAGCUCAUUCCAAUGACUUACACCAGAAAACAGACAAUCAGGACAAACCCUUUUCGUGCUCAGAAUGUGGAAAGUGUUUCAAAUAUAACAGUCUCCUAAUUCACCACUCGAAAUCCCAUCAGAAGAAGCCACUGAUAUGUUUUGAAUGUGGGAAACAGUAUUCUUGUAAAACAGAGUUUGAUAUACAUCAGAGAAUUCACACAGGUGAAAAGCCUUUUGUGUGUUCCGACUGUGGGAAAGGGUUCCGAAGGAAAUCUCACAUGCUCCGUCACCAGCGUAUUCACGGAGACAAGGAGAUUUAUACUUGUCCAGAAUGUGGCAAGUCUUUCCAUCGACAGGAUGUCUUGAACCAACAUCGGAAAAUACAUAAAGCCAACCAAGCAGAGGCCUACAGUCCCACUAAACACUCUCAAACACAAAGUCCCUAUACAACCUAUGAAAACAUUGAGACUUUUCCGUGCUCUGAAUGUGGGGAGACCUUUCAUGAUGUCUCACAACUUGAGGAACACCAAGUAGUUCAUGCAGGGGAGAAGCCAUUUUCUUGCACAGAGUGUGGAAAAUCAUUCCGUUUUGAAGCCCUUCUAGAGUUGCACUGGGGUAGCCACAUUACUGCAAUUUCUUGUCCUGAAUGUGGAGAGAGUUUUGCAAGUCAGAGUCUUCUUAACCACCACCUGAAGAGUCAUGUCGGAGCAAAUGAUUGCAUUUGUUCUGAAUGUGGUAAAGAAUUCCCUAGUCGUUCCCAGCUGGUUGACCACUACAGAACACAUACAGGAGAGAAACCAUACAUGUGCCCUGACUGUGGAAAGUAUUUCCGUAGGAAAGCACAUGUUGUUAGGCAUCGCAAAAUCCACAAGGGCAAUAAACCGUUUUCCUGCCUAGAAUGUGGAAAAUGCUUUGAGAACCAAGAGUUUCUGGAACGCCAUGCAAAGAUGCACAAGAAAAAAAGACCAUACAUCUGCGCUCAGUGCGGGAAAAGUUACACCAAGAAAUCUCAUUUAGCCAGACAUCAGAGGACACACACUAAACACACUUGUCCUAGAUGUGGAGAAGGCUUCCAGUAUUCAGCCCUCUUGAGUCAACAUAUGAAGCUUCAUACUGGAAAAACGGACUUUGAGUGUCCAUGUUGUGGAAAAACCUUCACUUCAGAUGUGGCUCUACAAAAACAUCAGAAAACCCAUUCAAAAGACAAGUCUUUCAUCUGUGCAGAAUGUGGGAAAAGUUUUACCUUCUUUUCGCUUUUCAUGAGGCAUCAGACAACACACACAGGAGAAAAGCCUUAUGAGUGUCCAGAGUGUGGAAAACGGUUUACACGAGAUUCACAUCUGGUCAGACAUCGGCGACUGCACGACAACCCAUAAGCUAUAAUCCUUGUGAUAUGACUGAAAACAAUUCCUUGGAUACAUUACCAAGUCUAUGAAAUGUAUUAUUUAUUUAGUGUUUUUUUUAUUAUUUCAUAAAUGUUUCUGGAAUGUGCAUGGUCCUUUAAACUCUAGAUUUAAAUUCCACCUUCUUCUGUUUGUUUGUAAUUUUAUAUUGUCAAUGUAGAAAAAAUAAUAAUCUGCUUUCAAGUUCAUGCAACAAGCAAUGUGGAGGGUUUUACGUUUGGUUGUGAGCCUAAUGACUGAGCAAGUAUAUUUAGUGUUAAUUUAUAAAAGGAAAAAGAAAAAAAAAGGGUGAAGGAGCAGGGUCGGACCCCCAAUAUUUAAUAAGUUUGGUUUCAGAUGGCUGUGAUCUGGCUGCAUGGCAAGAGAAAUAGGGUGACCAAACAUGACAACCAUAAAGUUGGAGCAAACUCCUCGAACUGUAAUGUCUUUAUAAUAGUUUCAGCACCCUAUAGUAGGAUGAUCGCGUGUAGCAGCAGCAAAGAAAAGGAAAAAAUACUCCAGAGAGAUUAGAGAACAAAUAUCUGCCAGGGCCUGAAAAAUAUCAUCAUUGAAGAGUAAUCUAAACCCACUACGUAUUAGUUCCUCUGGUGUCAAAGCAGUUAUCCUCCAUCCUCUUAUAAUGUGCAGUUACCCUAAACCAGCAAGGUGGGAAUGAGGGGUAGAUGUGGAUUUCCAUAAUCUUGGUGUCACGGAUUUAGUGAUCUAGAGCAGGCGUCUGGGACCACUUGGGAAGAACAAACUGUAUUGGACUGUAUUCCAUUGAGGCACCAUUGUAAAACGAAUCUGUUAGUCAAAGUGGCAGCUGUAUGGGAUGGUUUUUGAGAACAAUGCCAUUAUAAGAGAGGAACCGUAGCAACCUGUGCAAAAAAAAAGUGAUGGGUAUAGAAACUGAAGUACUUGAGUGUAGGGUUACACAAUGCAGUUAAGCAAGUCAUCUGGAGGUUGUAUGGAAAUAUUAGAUUUGCAGUUAUUAAAAGGGUCCCAUGGGGAGUAUCGCCUGAAAGAAGAAAAAAAAAAACAUGAUGUCAAGAGGGGUUAAAGCAAAUUGACAAUUCGACCACAUGUUGUCCGUUUGAUGGAUACAACACCCAAACACAAACUUCCUAUGGUUCUAAUAAACUGAACUUGAAGGCUCAAAUUUUGGGAUCAUUUCUACCACUAGUAUUUGGUGAGGUGUACAUAAGGAACAUUCAGUAGAAAGUCAUGAACUACAUCCAUCAGAACAACAUUAAACCCAAAACAGCAUCAUGAAGAGGAAUGGAAUAUUUUUGGGUUACUUCUCCUGCAGGUGGCAUAAGCAGAACCUCCCUGGUGGCAUAAGCUGUAGGAGCAGGGCUUAUUUAAUAGUUGUUUGUAUUAUUUAUGUUGUACAGAAAUAUACCAUUAGAGAUGAUGUUGGGUCAAGCAAUACAACACAUUUUCUCCAGCUGAAUGUAUGUUCUGGUGAGUGAAAUGUAAGAAAGUUGUAGAAAAUAAACCUUUUUUUUACAUGGAGAUUGUCAUUAAUUGUUACUAUGAUGAAAACAUAGGGUA